Molecule: messenger RNA, 942 nt
Organism: Hemibagrus wyckioides
Lineage: Eukaryota; Metazoa; Chordata; Actinopteri; Siluriformes; Bagridae
Gene: cplx3a
Product: complexin 3a
Exons: 3
Coding region: 156-626 (156 amino acids)
Biological process (GO): neurotransmitter transport; regulation of neurotransmitter secretion; synaptic vesicle exocytosis
Cellular component (GO): SNARE complex; terminal bouton
Molecular function (GO): syntaxin binding
Source: RefSeq, a predicted model, not a curated record
CUGAGACAGAGCUGCUGGUGUUCUGAAAGCUCCACACAGAUGGACACUUGAUCAGUUUUACUCUGAGUUGUAGUUCAUGUUGUGAGAGAGCAUUGAUCACUAUUCCAGUUCAGCUCUGAUUGGUGUGCGCUGUAAAGCCUUGUGUUGUGUGAGAGAUGGCGUUCGUGGUCAAACACAUGAUAGGGGGUCAGCUGAAGGAUCUCACCGGGGGUCUCGGAGAAGAGAAAGCCGAAGGGGAGAAGACGGAGGCGGCGGCUAAGGGGAUGACACAGGAGGAGUUUGAGGAGUAUCAGCAGCAGCUGGCAGAGGAGAAGAUAGAGCGAGAAGCCAACUUCGCACAGAAGAAAGCAGAGAGAGCCACGGUCAGGAGCCAUUUUAGGGAAAAAUACAGACUGCCCAAGAGUGAGCUGGAUGAAACACAAAUCCAGGGAGCAAGCAAGGAUGUGGAGCUGCCCUCAGAGCUAGCUAAGAUGAUCGCAGAAGACAACCAAGAGGAAGAGAACAAACAGUCAGUCCUGGGUCAACUCAAAAGCUUACAGGAUGUUGAUAUCGACCAGCUGAAGGACAAAGCGCAGGCCACAUUCGUAGACCUCAAAGAGACAGCAGAGAAAUGUGAAGUCAUGUGAUCGAGGCUCUUACACACAGUAAAACUAGCUAAUCUGAUAUAUUUAUAUUAGCUCUCCUAAUAAUAAUCACUUAUUUAAGCAUAAACACCACAUUCCUUACACUUAGCCUAUGCAAAUACACAUUGUUGAUAAAUGAGCUUUAGUAUGUUAGUUACAUUUUUGUAUAAUUGUUAUAUUAUUUAUAUUAUAUAUACAUAAAUAUGAUUUGUAUAUUAUGAAUAAGUAUUCACAUAUGUAGUUGUUGUUCUUGUUGAUAAUAAUAAAGUAUAUUAUUGUGUUUGUGUAUCAUCAUUGCAGCAGACUGCUAGCGCAAAUA